Symbiodinium pilosum is the source of this 1305-nucleotide messenger RNA. The record is from the annotation of a GenBank genome assembly. Lineage: Eukaryota; Dinophyceae; Suessiales; Symbiodiniaceae.
AUGCGCGUUCGCGAUGCCAUGGCCAAGGGGCGGAUGCUGCUUCUGUGUGGCAUGGAUGUCAUCUACGAGGCACUCUACGACGUUUUGAACCAGCGCUACGUGCGGCGUCGCACCGAGGAGGGUGAGAUCGAAUUGCUCCUUCGCCUGGCUAUUGGAGCAAGGUCGCAGCUCUGUUCCAUGGCUCCUUCAUUCAAGCUUCUGGUGCUGGUUGACCAGGACCAGGCAUUCCGUCAGCUGGACGUGCCCUUCCUGAAUCGCUUCAUGGAUGAACAUCAUUUGGAGAGAGGCUUCGAGAAGCAGCUCGUGGAGCCCACGGAGCUGCUGGACCAAGCGAGGCAGCAGCUGCUUGUGCAGCUUCAGGCUUGGGCAGAGGUCGUGGCGCUGGAAGCAGGCUGUGAGCUGGUGGCUGGCGGCCUGAAGCCAUCGACCUUAGCUUCCUUGCUGCUGGCGCGGCCGGAGGCGAAUCUCGAGGAGCUGAAGCUGGCAAUCUUCGACAUGGCAUUGCCACUGGCAGUAUUUCGAUCAAAGAGCUUGCAGCAGCUGGGAAGUGCUGACAACUCGUACUUCCAGGUGCGAUGCAGCUUGGCCAGUAGCAUGGCCCAUGUCAUCUCCAGUGCCGAUGGCGGCAUCCUUUGCGAGCUCUCCACAUCAUCGCCAAUGGCACACAUGCCGCCGCUGCAAGACCUGGCGGAAGUUGGGGGCAGCAGCAUCAUCCCACUGGCACAGCUUUCCGGCUCCCAGCAGCUAGAGGACAUUCUGGAGAAGUUCUUUUCAAAAGACAGCGCCCGAAGCAGUGGAGACAGGACGCUGGUGCUCCAGGUGGAUGCCCUGAGCUGCAGUCCGUCGCGCCUGGCACUCACGCGUCACCGUUGCGCAGCGAAGGCAAGGAAUCGUGUUGCAGAGUGCUGCUUCGUAGCCGACAAGCUCACAGAUAGGCUUGGUGCUGCUGCACGUUCUCAUGUGUUCCUGGUGCUUCACCGGGUGGGUUGGACCACCCAUGGCAGUGACUGGGACUUUCAAAGAGAUUUCCUUCAAAGCUCGGUCUACGAGCUCCAUGUGCGGGGGCUGAUCCCCUCCCUGGCAGAGUUUCUUGGCUCUACCGUCCAUGUCCCAAGACAUUGGGUCGUAGGAUGCCAGAGACUGAGGAUCCUGCAGGUCUGGAGGCCUUUGCCGAGCGGGUUCGUGGCAUGCGCCGGGCGCUUCAGCAAGAGGCCUUUGUGGAGGCGCUCCAGUCCCUGGCUCUGCUGGUCCUGGAGAAGUGGGCCAACAGUGACCCUGGAGCCCUGCAACUGCACGUGUGCCUAG